AUGAUGAUUGACAAACAGACAAAUUCUACUAAACGUGAAAUUAUUGAACCACAACAACAACAGUUGGGUCACUCCAUAAGCAUCAAUGAUAAUUCAGAACAUUGUAAUGACCAAGAUGACUACAAUUCAAGUGAUGGUAACUAUAAAACCCAAUUCAUAGAGAUGUCAGCCAUAGGUUCGGGUGGUUUUGGGACUGUAUUUAAAGUAAAGCAUAGAUUGGAUGAUAAGAUAUAUGCCGUUAAAAGAGUGCAAUUCGGGGAUUUUAGUGAAGAAAAGAAACAAAAAAUUAUGAAAGAAGUGAAAAUAUUAUCAAAACUGGACUCAGAUUUUGUGGUCAAGUAUUACAACUCGUGGUCUGAAGGGAAACAUGUGUUCAUUCAUAUGGAGUAUUGCUGUCAAACACUCGGAGAUGUAAUCAAAGACAAAGCCAUAGUAUUUGGCAGACAAUCGUCGGAAGCGAUGAAUUUCUACGAGUAUUUCAUUUCGUGUGAAAUACUUUGCGAAUUCUUGCAAUGUAUUCAAUACAUCCACGAAUUGAAACCACCGGUCAUUCACCGGGACUUAAAACCAGAAAACAUUUUAAUCGUUACAAACCCUAAGAAUAAGCGAUUCUUACGGAUCGGUGACUUCGGUGUGGCCACAGAUCACGGCAUGACAUCCAUGAGCCACACGUCAAGUGUCGGGACCUCACAAUAUAUGGCACCCGAAGUGUUUCAGAGCCGAUACACCACUAAAGUAGACAUUUAUAGUCUGGCA
This is a messenger RNA of Medioppia subpectinata, 756 nucleotides long. NCBI's taxonomy places the organism in Eukaryota, Metazoa, Arthropoda, Arachnida, Sarcoptiformes, Oppiidae. The record is from the annotation of a GenBank genome assembly.